Messenger RNA from Nyctereutes procyonoides (raccoon dog), 1756 nucleotides. RefSeq names its product pleckstrin homology domain containing O1 (gene PLEKHO1). Bases 423 to 1649 code for a protein of 408 amino acids. Gene Ontology annotation, cellular component: ruffle membrane; muscle cell projection membrane. Gene Ontology annotation, biological process: regulation of myoblast fusion. The transcript is spliced from 6 exons. NCBI's taxonomy places the organism in Eukaryota, Metazoa, Chordata, Mammalia, Carnivora, Canidae. The record is from RefSeq and is a predicted model, not a curated record.
CGGGCGUUAGGUCUGUCUCCCUCACCCUCCUCGAGUCGGAAACAAAGGAGGGGGGUGGGGGAGCGCACCAUCCCCGGCUCCGCGAUUCGCCCUUUAUUCUGAACUCGCAACGUCAGCGGGCCGUGGAUGGAGGCGCGGGGCGCGGGCCGGGAGGCGGCGGCGGGGGCGCGCGGGGGCCCGGGCCGCGUGGGCGCCGGCAUGGAGGGCGCCGGGGGGCGGGGAGCGGGCGUGCGUGCGAGUGCGAGAGCGAGUGCGAGUGCGAGAGCGAGUGCGAGAGCGAGGGAGGCCGGCCUUUAGUGUAACCGGAGCUACAAAGAAGGGGAGAGUCCGGGCGCGGGAGGGCGGAGCGGCGGCGGCGGCGGCGGCGGCGGGGGCAGCUCCGCCGGCCGGGCCCCUUCCCCGCGCCCGCGCCCCCGGGAACGAUGAAGAAGAACCAUCCCACCAAGAGGGGGCUUCAGGAUGGCAGCCACCAGUGCGCGCCGCCGGAGAAGGUCGGCUGGGUCCGGAAAUUCUGCGGGAAAGGGAUUUUCAGGGAGAUCUGGAAAAACCGUUAUGUGGUGCUGAAGGGGGACCAGCUGUACAUCUCGGAGAAGGAGGUAAAAGAUGAGAAAAAUAUUCAAGAGGUGUUUGACCUGAGUGACUAUGAGAAGUGUGAAGAGCUCCGGAAAUCCAAAAGCAGGAGCAAGAAAAAUCAUAGCAAGUUUACUCUUGCCCACUCCAAACAGCCCGGCAACACGGCUCCCAACCUGAUCUUCCUAGCAGUGAGUCCAGAAGAGAAGGAAUCAUGGAUCAGUGCCCUCAACUCUGCUAUCACCCGAGCCAAGAACCGCAUCUUGGAUGAGGUCACCGUGGAGGAGGAUAGUUAUCUCGCCCACCCCACUCGAGACAGGGCAAAAAUCCAACACUCCCGCCGCCCCCCAACUCGAGGACACCUGAUGGCUGUGGCCUCCACCUCUACCUCGGAUGGGAUGCUGACCUUGGACUUGAUCCAGGAGGAGGAGCCUUCCCCUGAGGAGCGCACCUCCUGCGCCGACAGCUUCAGGGUGGACCUGGACAAGUCAGCGGCCCAGCUAGCAGGCAGCCGGCGGAGAGCAGACUCGGACCACGUCCAGCCCUCCUCGGAGCGGGCCGGCGGCCUUCCCCGGUCUUGGGAGAAGCCGGACAAAGGGGCCACCUAUACCCCUCAGGCACCCAAGAAGCUGACCCCUACAGAGAAAGGCCGCUGUGCCUCCCUGGAGGAGAUCCUGUCCCGGCGGGACGCUGUCCCCCCCUGCACCCUCCCGCUGCAGCCCGAGGACCCCCCCACCCUCCUCCCGCCCCACCCGGCCCAGCUGUCCCGGAUCCAGGACCUGGUAGCCAGGAAACUGGAAAAGACUCAGGAGCUGCUGGCAGAGGUUCAGGGCCUGGGAGACGGGAAGCGGAAGGCCAAGGACCCCCCUUGGUCUCCCCCUGAUUCCGAGUCAGAACAGCUGCUGCUAGAGACAGAGCGGCUGCUGGGAGAGGCGUCGUCGAACUGGAGCCAGGCGAAGAGGGUGCUGCAGGAGGUCCGGGAGCUGAGGGACCUGUACAGACAGAUGGACCUGCACAGCCCUGACUCCCACCUCAGACCAGCUGCUCAGCACAGUCAGUACCGCAAGAGCCUCAUGUGAAGGAAGGGGCUGGCAUCUGGAACUCGGGGGGCUCGGACUUUUACCUCCAAGUGUCGCAGGAUAAAGCUUUUUUAUUUACCUCAGUCAAAAAAAGGAAAAACACACAA